Spodoptera exigua (beet armyworm) is the source of this 1038-nucleotide messenger RNA. NCBI's taxonomy places the organism in Eukaryota, Metazoa, Arthropoda, Insecta, Lepidoptera, Noctuidae. The record is from the annotation of a GenBank genome assembly.
UGUUGUAUUGCGCGUUCAGUGUGAACGUGUGUUGUAUUUAAAUUUAAAUUUAAAAAAAGAACAAUUUAUUUAAACAAAUUGUCGUCAACGAAAAAGCAAUUGUUUAGUUUUAAAUUAAAAAAAUGUAAAUUUCACGUUGUGUUGUGUUUUAAGUAAAUGAAGGUUACAUACGAUAAUUUUAAAAUCCUAUGUUAAUAUUUAAGCUGUGAAUUUUUAAAUUUCGAACGAAUAGUACCUUUGACGAUGUCUCAUCACACUUACCUUCGUAUCCUGGGCUACGUCACCACCAUAGUGCUCCACGUCUCCAACAUGGCGGUGAUGAUGACCUCCUUCCACGGGGAACCCAUGAAGAACGCCUUCGUCAGACACUUUAAUGAGAUGCAGUUCUUUUUCUUUACUUGUUGGACUUUUUUCUUCCAAACAAUAUACGCGGUAUUUGCUCUCUACACGGAUGUAUUAACUUUAAAGAAUUCAGAAAACAAAACAUUUGAACUACCCAAACUUUUGACUGAACUCAGAGACGCCUUCUUCACUAUCGUAGUCUACCCAUCAACUGUUCUGGUCUUCACGUUCUUCUGGUCUUUCUUCUACUACGACAGGAGUCUUCUCUUCCCAGCAGACAUUGACCUGGUCAUCACGAAGACUUCUAACCAUAUUAUGCAUACCUACAUAUUUCCUAUUGCACUCUGGGAGGUUAUGUUUAGGAGGAGAAAGCCUCCUAGUUCACAUUUUUGGCAUAUUUUGGGAGUAGAAGCUGUUGCCCUGACUUAUUUCUCCGUGCUAUUCUCCGUCCAUGCCGUGAAAGGAGUAUGGAUAUAUCCGAUCUUCGGCAUUCUGAGAGGAUCUGUCUACUUCUAUCUGUUCUUCUUGCUAAUUCUAGCAGCUUUACCAAUAUUGUACUCUACACAGUGGACAUUAACUUCUCUUAUGUGGGAUGGAAAAAAGAAGAAAGUUUACUGAAGAGGAAAGAAGGUGGGAGAAGAGAAAGAAUGAUCAAUAAAUAUUUGUGACACUACAUAUGUUAGAUAAUUUAAAUGU